AUGAAUUCGGCAGAGCAGACGGUGACAUGGCUGAUAACGCUUGGGGUGCUGGAAUCUCCGAAGAAGACCAUUUCAGACCCCGAGGGCUUCCUCCAGAGCUCACUGAAGGAUGGAGUAGUCCUUUGCAGACUGUUGGAGCGCCUCAGCCCGGGCUCCACGGACAAAAUAUACUACGACCCGAAGAACGACGGGGAGAGCUUGAGCAACAUAAAGGAGUUUCUCAAGGGCUGUUUAUCAUUCCGCAUCGAGCUAUUUGAGGCCAGUGACCUGCUCCUGGGACUAAACUUUUCCAAGGUUUUGAGUACUCUGGUGGCCCUGAAUAAAGUAACUGCAGAUAUUGGAGUUGGCAGUGAUUCAGUCUGUGCUCGUUACUCCUCGGCUCACCGCAUUAAAUCAUUCGAGUCGCUUUCUUCUCAAGCUUCACUGGGCCGCUCCUCUAAGCUCAUACAGAACCAGUUUCGUAGUCUGGACAUGUCAGAAAACAGUGGGCAACAGCUGCUGGUCAAGGCACGGUUUAACUUCCAACAAACGAACGAGGAUGAGCUCACCUUCAAUAAGGGCGACAUCAUCAAUGUGACACGCCAGGAGGACGGUGGAUGGUGGGAGGGCAGCCUGAACGGAAAAACUGGCUGGUUUCCCAGUAAUUAUGUCAAGGAGGUCAAAGGCUCCGACAAACAAGUGUCCCCCAAGUCGGGCACACUCAAGAGUCCACCUAAAGGCUUUGACACUUCUACUAUCAGUAAAACGUACUACAACCUGGUGUUGCAAAACAUUUUAGAAACGGAAACCGAAUAUUCCAAAGACCUGGAGAGUCUUCUCACAAACUAUCUGCGACCACUCCAAAGCAACGACAAGUUAAGUUGCUCAGAUGUGGCGUUCAUUCUUGGGAACCUGGAGGAGAUCUGCACUUUCCAGCAGAUGUUGGUGCAGUUGCUGGAGGAAAGUACAAAACUUCCUGAAAGCCAACAAAGGGUCGGUGCCUUUUUUCUGAACCUGAUGCCACAGAUGAAAGCUCUUUAUGUGGCAUACUGCUCCAACCACCCCUCAGCUGUGGAUGUGCUCACCCAACAGAGUGAAUAUUUGGGUGAAUACAUGGAGGCUCACGGAGCAGCCAACCCCGGUACACUCGCGCUCACCACUGGCCUCAGCAAGCCUUUUAUGAGACUGGACAAAUACCCCACAUUACUCAAAGAGCUGGAGAGGCACAUGGAGGACGGUCUUCCUGACAGGACAGACAUACAGAAAGCCAUGGUGGCGUUCAAAAAUCUAUCGAGCCAUUGCCAGGAGGUGAGGAAGCGAAAAGAGCUGGAGCUGCAGAUCCUGACUGAGUCCAUCCGACUGUGGGAGGGAGAUGACAUCAAGACCCUGGGUUCUGUGCUCUUCAUGAGUCAAGUCCUGGUUCAGGGAGGAUCAGAGGACAAGAGUGAGCGUUACCUCAUGCUCUUUCCCCACGUGCUGCUCCUGCUGUCUGCCAGCCCCAGGAUGAGUGGGUUCAUAUUUCAGGGGAAAUUACCUCUAGCAGGGAUGAUUGUAAGUAAACUGGAAGACUGUGAAGCCUAUAAAAAUGCAUUCGAGCUCAAUGGUACAUUAUUUGAUCGUCUGCUGGUUAUGUGCCUGAACCAGCAAGAUCUUCAAGACUGGAUGGAACACCUCACUAGACAAAUAAAGCACAAUGCAGCGUCUGCCCCCAGUCACAAGCCCCUCACAGUUCCCUGUCACACGCUCCCCUCUCACCCCCUCACUCCGUCCCGGCACGCUGAAGGAAGGGCCAUGACAGUUGCUCCCACUUACCACACCCUACCUCACCCCUCGUCCCACGGCUCACACAGCACUCUGAUGUGGGGUCCCCUUGAGCCCCCCAACACCCCCAAGCCCUGGAGCCUGAGCUGCCUGAGGCCUGCCCCCCCACUGCGGCCCUCGGCAGCACUCUGUUACAAAGAGGACUUAAGUAAAAGCCCCAAGAGUGUGAAAAAACUCCUUCCGAAGCGUAAACCUGAGCGGAAACAGUCUGAAGAGGAGUUUUCCCUGAGGAAGAGCACUGCUGCUUUGGAAGAAGAUGCCCAGAUCUUGAAGGUUAUUGAGGCAUACUGCACCAGUGCCAAAACAAGACAGACUCUCAACUCCACUUGGCAAGGCACUGACCUGAUGCACAACCAUGUGUUGGCGGAUGUGGACCGCUCCUGUGUGGACUCUCCGGGCCGUCGUAGCAGCAUGUCGCGGCCAGAGCUUUCCUCUGACCUCUCUGAGGACUCGGACUAUGACUCCAUCUGGACCACUCACAGGCUUCAGAAGAACGCAGGCCUACACGUCAUCAUCCCUGCUGACGACAAAGACCCCAGCCGUAAUGGACAAAGCAGAUCGGAGGAAAAGAGUUUGGUCGAUAUAGUCUAUUCCUUAAGAGAUGAAGUUCAAGGUCUAAAACAGGAUACCAAGAAGAUGAAGAGGUCAAUGGAGGAAGAGCAGAAAGCUCGAAAGGACAUUGAGAAAGUUGUACGGAGGGUCUUAAAGAGCAUCAAUGACCCAUCAUGGGACGAGACAAAUUUGUGA
This is a messenger RNA of Knipowitschia caucasica, 2547 nucleotides long. NCBI's taxonomy places the organism in Eukaryota, Metazoa, Chordata, Actinopteri, Gobiiformes, Gobiidae. The record is from the annotation of a GenBank genome assembly.